AUGUUUCCUGGUGAUUCUAUACCUCUAUUAUAUCUAACAUUUCUAUUACUUCUGUACGCAGCUUCAAAGUACCCAGAAGACCUCACUGCUGCCUGUAAUGCAGACUCUACGCCAGAACGCUGUGAUACACCGACAGUGCGGCCCCACGAAUCUCUAGCCACCGAGCAUGGUCUUUCGGGCCCCUUCCGGCUCUUUGACGUGCUGUCCCGGGCCCAAGAGGUACGGGGGCUGCCGGCAAGCCCGCUCGACCUAUCCGUGCAAUACGUUCCGCAGGGCCUCGUUGAGCAGUGGGCCCAGUGGACGGAUGCAGCACCGUUAUCAAGGGAGGGUCCUAGUGGUAGAUGGGCUAGGAUAUGCUAUGUAUGCAUGGAGGGAGACUUCAGUAGACGAGAUCUACCUCUCUUAGGAAUCCUACGAUAUGAAGGGACCCAUAGAGAAUUUAGAUUACCAGCCUGCUGGUCAACUCACCAGCCGAGGGAGGAUCCUGUUCACCUGUAA
This is a messenger RNA of Colletotrichum costaricense, 498 nucleotides long. RefSeq lists its product as uncharacterized. Bases 1 to 498 code for a protein of 165 amino acids. Lineage: Eukaryota; Fungi; Ascomycota; Sordariomycetes; Glomerellales; Glomerellaceae. The transcript has a single exon. The record is from RefSeq and is a predicted model, not a curated record.